Nymphalis io (European peacock) is the source of this 1015-nucleotide messenger RNA. RefSeq lists its product as uncharacterized. Lineage: Eukaryota; Metazoa; Arthropoda; Insecta; Lepidoptera; Nymphalidae. The transcript has 10 exons. The record is from RefSeq and is a predicted model, not a curated record. Bases 26 to 1006 code for a protein of 326 amino acids.
UAUAAAGAAGUCAUAACUCUUCAAAAUGUUAAAAAAUAGUGCUCUUGAGACCGAUAUGACAAUAAACUCCCAUACAAUGGAUGAAGAAUGUGAGCUAGACGUCAUUAUAGAACCAGAUUUCAUCAGCGAAUCGUCGUCUGAUGACGAAACUGAAUCAUCAGCUGACAAUAUGAGCGACUAUUAUUAUGAUAAUAUCAUAGCGGAGUCACUUGCGGACAACAUGUUCAAUCUAUCGGUGGAGUCGGAUCUAGAAGACGACGACGACGACUGCGAUUUGAGCCCAUACGCCUCUUCUCGUGGACCACCAAUUCCAUUUGUAUUCAACGACUAUCCAGAAGAUGAUGCCGGAGAAAUUGAUCUCGAUUUUAAGAUAAGCAAAAUUGGAGGCUUGGAUCACGUGGCCGUGAAUAGCCCUAUGUGGUAUGCCCAAGUAAGGCCACACUUAACACAAGAAGAACGUGAGGAAUUGUGGGACAGAACUCCUUGGAACUGUCAGACAAUGAGUAACGAGUAUCAAGAGGAAGUCAGAAUGCAACAACAUUCCAGCAGCGAAGCCUCGUCCAAUGACAGAUCGGCACCUACAACUGACAAUACAAACAGAUAUUAUUAUAAAAAAGUCAUUGCGGAGUCACUUGAGAAAAAUAUGUUCAAUCUAUCAUUGGGGUUGGAUCUGGAUGAUGACGACUGUGAUCUCAGCCCAUACGCCUCUUCCCGGGGACCACCACUUCCUUUUGUCUUCAACAAUUACCUCGACAAUGAAGACGAUUCCGAAGAAUCUGGUAUCGAUUAUAAGAUAAGCAAAAUUGGGGGCUUGGAUCACGUGGCCAUGAAUAGUCCUCACUGGUAUGCCCUUGUCAGGCCACACUUAACUCUUCUAGAACGCGAGGAAUUGUGGGACAGAACUCCUUGGGCAGUAAAAUUUUAUUGGGGUGAAUCCGAUGAUACUGAUGCUGAAGAUGGAGAUCCUGUACCUUCUUCGUUAUUUAAGGAUCAAUCAAAUUUUUAAAAACUGUUG